AUGUCAAAAUUGUUCGACAGUAUACGGCAAAUCACCACUCACCCAAUACUAAAACACACCAUCCUAUUAACCCUAAUCAUAUUCAGUCUAGUCUUCAUCCACAUCAUCGGUCUCUUCCCUUCUCGUACUAUACGACCCCUCCGAUCCCCCAUCGAAUCAUCAUCACAUGAUAUAACGAUCUUACAGUAUUUCCCAUCUAUCGAGCAGGGGCAUGAUGACUGGCAAAAGGAAGGGAGGAAUAUACGAUCGUAUUCUGAAGGAUCACUCAGGAAGUACUGUGAAGCUAGGGGGUAUAGGUAUGUUAGAAGUCUGGCUGGGUACCUAUCAGAAGAUAAGGGAAGGGACGAGAGUUUGGUAGUGUUAAAGAGUGCUUUGGAGAUGUUGGAGAGGAGGGAUGGGAGAGAAAAGUGGUUGAUAUGGAUCUCGCCACAGAGUGUGAUCAUCAAUCCUUUAAUACCUCUUCAUUCCUACUUACCGCCAACGUCGAAUAAUGGACCAUUGAUUAUAUCGUCGGACCUGAAGGAUAGUACGUUAAUUCUAAGGAUCAAUGAUCAGACUAUGGAAAUCAUAUUAGACGUAAUCCAACUUACAAGAUCCGAGCAAGAUAGGAGUGAGAGAUCAUUCAGAGAAGUACUAUCUGGAUAUAUCAAUUCAUAUGACGGUCUGAGGGAGAAAGUCCAAUCGAUACCUCAAGAAUGGUUCGAUUCGACGGAUCUUCCCGAAAUCAAACCUACGGAUCAUAUACAAAUACCAUUGAUUUAUCAUUUUCCAGAUGAAUUUAUGAUCUAUCGUUCGAAAAGACAGAUACAGGACGUACUUGCUAUACCUAGAAGGAUAUACGACCAGACAGAGAAGUACGAAAAAGACAUGUUAAGGUUUUAUGGUAAAUUAGUCAAUGGGUUGGAUGAUCAAGAGGUAAAAGGUGAAACAGAGAAAAUCGGUGAAAGCUGGUGGACUAGGAUUUGA
Messenger RNA from Kwoniella botswanensis, 966 nucleotides. RefSeq lists its product as uncharacterized. The transcript is spliced from 2 exons. Bases 1 to 966 code for a protein of 321 amino acids. The record is from RefSeq and is a predicted model, not a curated record. NCBI's taxonomy places the organism in Eukaryota, Fungi, Basidiomycota, Tremellomycetes, Tremellales, Cryptococcaceae.